Molecule: messenger RNA, 3022 nt
Organism: Cuscuta campestris
Lineage: Eukaryota; Viridiplantae; Streptophyta; Magnoliopsida; Solanales; Convolvulaceae
Source: the annotation of a GenBank genome assembly
GCAUCUCUGUCCUCACUCACUAAGUAACUGGGUAUAUUGUUUUCACUAUUUACCGAUGCUGUUAGAAGCCGGUGAUGCUCUUCUUCAACAGCAAGCUUCAAUUUUUUACUGGAACAUCCUUUCAGUGCACCCCAGGGAUCAAGAUAUGGUGAUGUGAGUUGACUCUUUCUGCACUAGAGAUGGAGGUUCAUGUCCUCCUGAAGAGAGGAAUUGUGUUGGUGAUUUGUUGUGUGUGGGUCCCACUCACCCUUCUUGGAAAUGCAGCACCUCGUCCGGAGACAGUGAACAUUGGAGCUUUGUUCACCAUGAACUCGGUUAUCGGGCGCUCUGCUAAGCCCGCCAUUAUGGCAGCUGUAGACGAUGUCAAUUCCGAUCCAAACAUUCUUAGUGGCACAAAGUUGAACCUCAUUUUACAAGACACAAAUUGCAGCUGUUUCAUUGGCACUGUCGAUUCUUUACGGCUGAUGGAGAGAGACGUGGUCGCUGCAAUAGGUCCACAAUCCUCGGGAAUAGCUCAUGUAAUCUCUCACGUAGCAAAUGAACUUCAUGUCCCACUUUUGUCAUUUGGGGCAACCGAUCCGACCCUUUCUUCCACACAGUACCCAUUUUUCGUUCGUACAGUCACUAAUGAUCGCCACCAGAUGAGUGCCAUUGCUGAUCUUGUUGAGUAUUUCGGAUGGAAAGAUGUGGUUGCUAUCUUUGUGGAUGACGAUAAUGGCAGAAAUGGGAUUUCAGUACUGGAAGCUGCUCUCUCCAGCAACCGUGCCAAGAUAUCAAACAAAGCAUCCUUUUCUCCUGGGCCCACCAGAGAGGAGAUCAAUGACUUGUUAGUCGACGUGAACCUUAGGGAAUCUAGAGUGUAUAUAGUUCAUGUAAAUCCUGAUUCUGGGCUGCUGAUUUUUUCUGUAGCAAAGAGUCUUGGUAUGAUGUCAGGUGGUUAUGUUUGGAUUGCUACCGAUUGGCUUCCUUCUGUUACAGAUUCUUUAGAAACAGUUGACCCAGAAACCAUGAAGGUCUUACAAGGGGUUGUUGCCCUUCGCCAUCACACACCAGACAGUGCUCAAAAGAAGAUUUUCGCUUCCAAGUGGAGAGGCUUUAAGGAGAAAGAAACCUCGAGCUUUAAUUCAUAUGCGCUCUAUGCUUACGACACAGUGUGGCUACUCGCGCACGCUCUAGAGCUUUUUCUAGGCCAAGGUGGAAAUGUUACAUUUUCCGAUGACCCGAAUUUGGGAUCCCUCCGUGUUUUUGAUCAGGGUCAUGAGUUACUUGAGAUACUUACCGGCGUAGUCAACUUUACCGGUCUCACUGGACAGGUUAAGUUUGAUGGGGAGAAGGACCUCAUUGAUCCUGCAUUUGACAUCCUCAACUUUGAUGGAAUCGGGUCGCGUUUGGUAGGGUAUUGGUCAAACCAUUCCCUAAUAAACAAACAUCUGGACAAUGUUGUAUGGCCCGGUGAUGUCACCGAGCGUCCCAGAGGAUGGGUUUUCCCAAACAAUGGGAAGCCAUUGCGAAUUGCAGUUCCUAACCGUGUUACUUACCCAGUUUUUGCGAGUAGGGAUAAUAAUGGACCACUUGGGGUGAAAGGGUACUCUGUCGAUAUAUUUGAAGCUGCCGUAAAGCUGUUACCUUACCCCAUUCCUCAUGUCUAUGAAUUGUACGGAGAUGGCAAAAGAAACCCCUCUUUCAACAACAUUGUGGCAGAUGUCGCACAACAAAAAUACGAUGCAGCUGUAGGGGACAUUACAAUUACCAUGAACCGGACGAGGAUUGUGGACUUCACUCAGCCUUACAUUGAGUCCGGACUGGUGGUGGUUGUGCUUGAGAAAGAACGCAAAUCCAAUCAGUGGGCUUUUCUCCAACCAUUUUCAGUCCAGAUGUGGUGUGUCACUGGGGCUUUCUUUCUCUUCGUUGGAACCGUGGUUUGGAUCCUUGAACACCGGAUCAAUCCAGAGUUCCGUGGCCCACCAAGUAAACAACUUGUCACCAUCUUCUGGUUUACUUUCUCAACAAUGUUUUUUUCCCACAAGGAGAACACUGUGAGCGCACUAGGGCGCUUGGUUCUAAUUCUGUGGCUCUUUGUGGUUUUGAUCAUUAACUCAAGUUACACAGCUAGCUUGACCUCAAUCCUCACAGUCCAGCAGCUGUCAUCAAUGGGGAUUCAAGGGAUAGACAGUCUGAUCUCCAGCUCUGAUCCGAUAGGGAUCCAAGACGGCUCAUUUGCAUACAAUUAUCUCAUAGAAGAGAUGGGCAUUGCAGAGUCCCGUCUUCGGAUACUGAAAAAACCGGACGACUAUGUGGAUGCUCUUGGGAAAGGUCCAGAAGGUGGGGGCGUUUCUGCCAUUGUUGACGAGCUUCCAUAUGUAGAGGUCUUCUUGUCCAACACGAAAUGCAGUUACCGGAUUGUUGGACAUGAGUUCACAAAGAGUGGAUGGGGAUUUGCAUUUGAGAGGGACUCCCUGCUAGCGGUUGACAUGUCAACAGCGAUUCUACAGCUGUCAGAAAACGGAGAGCUGCAGAGAAUCCGCGACAAAUGGCUGUCAAACAAGGAAGAAGAUGGUUGCCCAUCGCAAGGGACUCACCAAGCAUCAGACAAUGGUGAUGGUGAUGAUGAUAGCCGGCUUUCUCUGAAGAGCUUCUGGGGGCUAUUCCUAAUUUGUGGGAUUGCCUGCACGGUCGCAAUCACAGCGUUCUUGUGCAGGGUGUGCUUGCAAUACAGGAGGUAUACCCCACCUGCCGCCGAGGAAGGCACCCACGGUGAAUCUGCAUCGCCCAGUUGCUUUCAACGCCUCGUAGAUUUUGUUGACAGAAGGGAAGCCGAAAUCAAGCUGAUGCUGAACCGGAACAACACGCCACAGCGCAAUCGAAGGGGAGACCGGUUUUGUUCCAGUUCGCCUGCAUAAGUAUGAACAAGCUAAGAUUGGGUUUGUGUCAAAAUGUAAAUACGGUUUGUCAUUGGUUUUGUGUGAUUAUGCAUGAUCUGCCAUGCCACUUCUUCAUUCAGUAAUAAACGAAAUAGUCAUAU